Sceloporus undulatus (fence lizard) is the source of this 1143-nucleotide messenger RNA. RefSeq names its product ameloblastin (gene AMBN). The record is from RefSeq and is a predicted model, not a curated record. Gene Ontology annotation, biological process: odontogenesis of dentin-containing tooth. NCBI's taxonomy places the organism in Eukaryota, Metazoa, Chordata, Lepidosauria, Squamata, Phrynosomatidae. Gene Ontology annotation, molecular function: structural constituent of tooth enamel. The transcript is spliced from 9 exons. Bases 13 to 1143 code for a protein of 376 amino acids.
AGCAUAGCAGAUAUGAAACAAUGGAUACUUGUCUCAAGCCUAUUAGGAAUAUGUUCUGCUCUGCCGAUACUUCCUCAGCAUGCUGGGAUACCUGGAAUGGGUAGUAUAAGUCUUGAGGGGAUGAGACAAAUGGCUGGAGCAAAUAUGCCUAAUGUCCUCCCACAGUAUGCGUCACCUUAUGGGUUUGCAAAUACAUUUCCUUCUAUGUGGACCCAUGGUAUCUUCCCAUCACAUGGAUUCUAUUGGAGGAGGCAAAGAGCUCAGCCACAUGAAACCCAACAGUAUGAAUACUCUAUGCCAGUACACCCACCUCCACUGCCAUCUCUACAAACGCCCAUCCAGUUUCAACAGCCUGGAAUACAAGAACAGCCUCCCUACCAAGUCCUGAAUCAAAUUCCUACAAGGCAAGUCUGGCUUCAUCCAUAUGAUGUUCAGCCAUCAAUUCAGCAGAAGUUUCCACCACCAGAAGCCAACCAGCCUGUUGAUCCACAACAGCAGACCCUGCCAGGAGAGAGACAAACUCAACAGUUCUAUCCAGGUUUGCAUGGAACCCAACAAGACCCAUCCCAGCGAUCUAUGCUUCCAAAUUUGUAUUACCUGCCUUAUGUAGCAAACCAAGGAGGUGCUCCUGCCAGAAUGGGAAUAGUAAGCUCAGAAGAAAUGCAGGGUGGUGGAUUUGGUGCACCAGCCUACCGAGCAGCAGGAACUGAUCUCUUUGCCAUGGAUGCUAGAUUUGGAAACUCUCCACUCAACCAGCCAGGCGAUUACACUGUUGAAGAUGAUCAGCUUGGAAUAACAGAACAGCCUGAUGUGAAAGGAGGGGCUAAUGCUGGAACUAAUCCUUCUGGCCAGGGGAACAAUGCCAUCCCCGUAGAUGGCAGCCAGGGGGGUGCCUUGCUAAAUGCCAACAGCCACUUACUCAGCCCUGCUGGUCAGAGCCAAGGACUCUCAGGGGUAGCCCAGGCUACAGGAAUCCCUCUACCUACCCAGGGGCUCCCUGGCAGCUUCCUCCCUUUGGAUUCUGCUGAUCCUACUAUGUCUCUGGAUCCCACCAUGUUCCCUGACACAUAUACAGCCAAUGCUGGAAAUGAGGCUGGCAUGGCACAGGUGGGCCAGGAUGUAUGGCAUUUCCAAGAGCCCUGA